CAUGCCUUAUCUUACUGCCUAUUACCAUCCAUCACCUACCUAGGUAAGGAUUUUAUCAAAACCCGAUAGGCUUCUCCAGUCAUGGAAGUUUUUUUGUUCUUAUGAUAAAUUUUUCUCUCCAACAUCACUCAAUGCGAGAUUUCUCGACUAGCGAAGAUAUUGUUUUGAUAGCAGGAAAAUAAGUUUCCAGAUCGGCAACCAUAUGUGUCAGAAUACAUGACCUGUGUGUAAUGGCUCAACCUACACCGGAGGUCAGAGUCACUGAUACCGAUAGCAAGGAGACUGGUAUCACACUCCCGUUCCGGGAAUCUUCUUCUAACAAACCCCACCUUGAUUCCUACCCUUCACUUGAUAACCUCCUCCGUCGCCGGUUGAACAAACACCGCGAGGGAAGGCAUAAAGACUUCCUAACUCUGCAUUGUCUCCAACAGUUACUUACUAUUGAACGAGUUCGAAAACAUCUUGAAAUUUUAUUUCAAGAGGCCAACCAAGGAGGUUAUAGGCCACGCAGGGCAAGCGCCGAAGACUAUCUCGAAUUAAUUUGCGACCAUGAUCAACUCUCCAAUAGCUCAAUGCUAGUCAAACGAGAAACAUGCAUCCGCCUUUUCGCAAUUCUCAUUUUAGCCAACAAGGGUGCCGAAAUAUUCAAGUUCAUCGACAACAGUGUCCAUGACAAGGCAUUACCUAUCAAUAUUCAUGACGAGAACUUGCUUGACGAGGAUGUACAAUGGUGCAUCGAACACUGGACGGAGCUUCGCUAUCGAGAUGACUUUUACAUGUGGCAAUGGAAGGUGAAUGUGCCCUUCUUAUUCUAUGGCCAACAUCAGAUAUUCAGUGCUCAGGUCAUCUUACCCUUCACCGAGCCUGGAAGUGAUAGUGGACACUCCACUCAUUCAGGGGUAACGGUCCACAAUUAUUCUGUCACUGAAGCAGGGGGUUAUGGUGAGGUCAAAUGUGUUGAGAUACAUUCAAAAUGUCACAACUUUCAUGAGGUCUUUACCACACUACCAAGACGAGAAGGGCCAUUCGCAGUUAAGAAACUUCUUCAAAAUGAUCCUAUUCGAAUUGAAAAAGACUUCCAAAAAGAAGUCGAAAUGCUUAAGAAGUUCGACGGAGGUGUGCACCCGCAUAUCGUAACCGUUCUCACAACUUUCAAACAUGGGGAUUGCUACUAUCUCAUAUUCCCUUGGGCAGAAUGCGACCUUGGGAGAUAUUUCGAGAACAAUCGAAUGCCAACUCAUUCCCUCGAGACAGUUCGGUGGUUAUCGAGUCAGUGUCUAAAGAUCAUUGAAGCUGUUCAUCUGAUCCAUUUCCCCCCAGGGGUAAAUAAUUUGCAGCCUGGGGACAGAUUAUUCGGCCGGCACGGAGACAUCAAGGCUGAGAAUAUCCUCGUCUUCAGGUCUCAGAAUGGAGAAGCAAAUCUCGUACUCUCUGACUUCGGACUCGGAUCUGUACACCGUGAUAUAAGCAGGUCAAAUGUCCCCUCAAACAAAGUAGCAGUCACACCAGACUUUCGACCGCCCGAAUGCGACAUGGAUGGGGGACGGAUUAGCAGAGCCUAUGACGUCUGGACUCUCGGCUGUCUUUUCCUUGACCUGUUAACCUGGCUGCUUGGUGGGGAGGAUCUCAGAGAAGAGUUUGAGAAUACGCGAAUGACCAGUUAUAUCGACGGUCGCGAGACGCGAAUCUAUUUCGAGAUCGUGCAGACGGAAGAUGAUAAAAAAGGAUUUAUCAUAAAAGAUCAAGUAAGAUCAUGGUUCGACAAGCUUCGCAAGCAUAGUAAUUGUACCAAGUUCGUGCACGAGUUUCUUAAACUCAUAGAAGAGGACAUGUUGAUCGUGGAGACAAACGAAAAGAAGAGAGCAAGGACUGAUGUGCUGCUCGAAAAGCUACGAAGCUUUUCUGAAAAGUGCCAUGGUGAUAAGGCAGAUCUAUAUUGCCUUCACGGAGUAUCGGAUACAGGAGACCCCGCAACCAAAUCUGUACCACCAAUUGUCGAGGGGUUACUCAACGAUGCUGCCACAAGGAACAUAAAGGAACGACGGAUUCCGUUAAGGACAGUCAGAGGGCGUACACAACAAGCAGAACAGGCCCAAGAUGGUGUAGAGAUUCGCAUAGCAUAGGGGAUUAUGCCAGCGGAUGGUACACCUAAUGCUUCAAAUGAUACAUAUCCCGCUCCUCUAUUCCUUUCAAAAUGAUAGUUUCCUAGGUAUUUUUACCAUGUUCAUCCCGUAGUUCCUCCAACUCCUUUACGAAAAGCUAGAAUUUUUCGCCUCUAAUGAUUCUAUUAAAUUGGUGAAU
Messenger RNA from Annulohypoxylon maeteangense, 2301 nucleotides. RefSeq names its product kinase-like domain-containing protein. The coding region runs from base 231 to 2123 and encodes 630 amino acids. Gene Ontology annotation, molecular function: protein serine/threonine kinase activity; ATP binding. Lineage: Eukaryota; Fungi; Ascomycota; Sordariomycetes; Xylariales; Hypoxylaceae. The record is from RefSeq and is a predicted model, not a curated record. Gene Ontology annotation, biological process: peptidyl-serine phosphorylation; peptidyl-threonine phosphorylation. The transcript has 3 exons.